AUUAAUUCUGUUGAAAAAUUUCCCCAAAAUAAAAACUUUCUUGAUCUCGUUUCCUAGUUUUCUGAGCAUCCAAACAUGGCCAUUAGUGAAACUACCCACAAAUUCCUCAAGUUUGAAGAAGGUUGGCCACUGGUGCAAGAAGGAAUCAAGAAAGCCGUAGAGAUUGCAGAAGGGGUUCGCAGCGAUCGAUUCACUGCUGAAGAGUCUAUGAGGCUUUACACAGUUGUAUACGAAAUUUGUCAACCACACCCUGCUGGCCCUGAAUGUGAAAAGUUAUACCAAGGAUACAAGAAGACAUUUGAAGAUUAUAUCACAGCAAAGGUAUUGCCAUUUCUGAGGGAAAAGAAAGAUGAGAAUUUGUUGCAAGAACUGGUCACAAAAUGGAACAUGCAUAAAGUUUUGACCAGAUGGCUCGUAAGAUUUUUCCAUUAUCUCGAUAGAUACUUUAUCAGUAUUCGAAAACUGCCGACGCUGAAUGCAACUAGCCUCUUGACCUUCUAUAAACUGGUUUACAUCGAAAUGAAUGAUCAAGUGAGGGAAGUUGUCCUAUCUAUGAUUGAACGAGAACGUGAAGGAGUGCAGAUUGACCAAGCCCUAGUGAAGAAUGUUUUGGAUAUCUAUGUGGAGAUUGGAGAGGGAUCAAUGACAUACUAUGCAAAGGACUUUGAAGAAGCUAUGCUUAAAGACACGGCAUCUUUUUAUUCCAAGAAAGCAACAAUCUGGAAUGCGAGCCUUUCUUACAAGGAUUACGUGCUUAAGGUUGAAGAAUGCAUCAUGAAGGAAGAAGACAGGGUUUCUUGUUACUUGCAAAGCAGAAGCCGGCAAAAGUUGUUGGAGGUUGUGGAACAUGAAUUGCGCUCCGUACAUGCUACAAAACUUGUAGAGAAAAAACAGCUUGAGAGUGAGGCUGCUUCAACAAAUGAGUGAGCAUUUUUGCAGCUAGCAUCUUUUUCUUUCUUUUGUUACCAUGUAAUAAGUGACAGUGAGAAUUGUCCAUGUGAGUGAAGGAUGCUUACAUUCAAAACAAACUAUGUACUAAAUGACAGAAACAUGUGAUGUGUUAUAUACAUGUAACUUCUGUCACUUUUGUUGCCUUUUUCUAGGUUAGGUGAUUGAAGGGGAGAGGAUUUUAUGUUCAUUUCUCCUGAAAACCAUCUCAACCUAUUAUCACUUGUUUAAAAGGCUGGUGCCU
Rhododendron vialii is the source of this 1192-nucleotide messenger RNA. RefSeq names its product cullin-1-like. Gene Ontology annotation, cellular component: cullin-RING ubiquitin ligase complex. The coding region runs from base 76 to 927 and encodes 283 amino acids. NCBI's taxonomy places the organism in Eukaryota, Viridiplantae, Streptophyta, Magnoliopsida, Ericales, Ericaceae. The transcript has 7 exons. The record is from RefSeq and is a predicted model, not a curated record. Gene Ontology annotation, molecular function: ubiquitin protein ligase binding. Gene Ontology annotation, biological process: ubiquitin-dependent protein catabolic process; protein ubiquitination.